Trichoderma gamsii is the source of this 390-nucleotide messenger RNA. RefSeq lists its product as hypothetical. The transcript has a single exon. The coding region runs from base 1 to 390 and encodes 129 amino acids. NCBI's taxonomy places the organism in Eukaryota, Fungi, Ascomycota, Sordariomycetes, Hypocreales, Hypocreaceae. The record is from RefSeq and is a predicted model, not a curated record.
AUGCAGAGGCCAUCGCCGCCUGUGCUACUUGGCCCAAGCCCUCGGCGACAUCACCAACGCCCAUCGGCCGCUGUGUGGUGUUCACAGCUCCUCACAUGCUUUGCUUUCCCUGCCUCCCCCAGGUAUCUAGAGUACCGUCGCAGCAAAAUCCGACGACCUGGUCGCAAGUCUGCCGACGCCCUCAGUCCCAAGCGCACGGGACGUGUAAAUGCCACCCUCGUCGGUACCACGUUUCUAGACCCUCGUCGCCCUCCGUCACUUGGACAUUUGGUCAUUUGGACUUCCGCUAUGGCUUGCCCUGUGCUCUACACCCCGGCGGCUGGUCUUUGCAACCCUUGCAUACUCAUCAAAAAUCCACCACUCGAUGCCGGUAGCCAGACUGUUGGGUAG